Messenger RNA from Charadrius vociferus (killdeer), 856 nucleotides. RefSeq names its product protein kinase, AMP-activated, gamma 1 non-catalytic subunit (gene PRKAG1). NCBI's taxonomy places the organism in Eukaryota, Metazoa, Chordata, Aves, Charadriiformes, Charadriidae. The transcript has 10 exons. Bases 32 to 856 code for a protein of 274 amino acids. The record is from RefSeq and is a predicted model, not a curated record.
GGGGGGGCGGUGGCGGGACGGAGCGCGGGCCAUGGAGGUGAAGAAAGCUUUCUUCGCGCUGGUCACCAACGGCGUGCGGGCUGCCCCGCUGUGGGACAGCAAGAAGCAAAGUUUUGUGGGUAUGCUGACCAUCACCGACUUCAUCAACAUCCUGCACCGCUACUACAAGUCGCCCAUGGUGCAGAUCUAUGAGCUGGAGGAGCACAAAAUAGAGACAUGGAGAGAGGUCUACCUACAAGACUCCUUCAAGCCACUGGUCUGCAUCUCCCCCAACGCCAGCCUCUUUGAUGCUGUCUCCUCCCUGAUCCGCAACAAGAUCCACCGCUUGCCUGUCAUCGACCCUGACUCGGGGAACACGCUCUACAUCCUCACCCACAAACGCAUCCUUAAGUUCCUCAAACUCUUUAUAGCGGAGGUCCCAAAGCCCGAGUUCAUGGCCAAGACACUGGAGGAGCUGCAGAUUGGCACCUACAACAACAUUGCCAUGGUGCGGACCAGCACCCCCAUCUACGUGGCGCUGGGCAUCUUUGUGCAGCACCGCGUGUCCGCUCUGCCGGUCGUCGAUGAUUCAGGGCGGGUAGUGGAUAUCUACUCCAAAUUUGACGUUAUUAACCUGGCAGCAGAGAAGACCUACAACAACCUGGAUGUGACGGUGACGAGGGCGCUGCAGCACCGCUCCCACUACUUCGAGGGCGUCCUCAAGUGUUACAAGCACGAGACGCUGGAAACCAUCAUCAACCGCUUGGUAGAGGCUGAGGUUCACCGGCUGGUAGUGGUGGAUGAGAGCGACGUGGUCAAGGGGAUCGUCUCUCUCUCGGACAUCCUGCAAGCCCUGGUCCUCCCACAGGGCCCCUGA